CCUUCGACCAUUUCCAUCCCCACAUCCUCAACCGCACUGCACGCAUUGCACGGGAGCUGAGAAGAAGAGAACAAUUUGCAAGUAGCGGCACUCAGAGAAGAACCAAUCACCUAGGCAAGCUCGAGAUGGCUCGCUGGGCCAUUGCCAUCCACGGCGGCGCUGGCGUGGACCCGAACCUGCCGGAGCACCGCCAGGAGGAGGCGAAGCGCGUGCUGGCGCGGUGCCUGCAGGUCGGCGUGGACGCGCUCCGCGCCGGCUCCCCCGCACUCGACGUGGUCGAGGCCGUGGUGCGCGAGCUCGAGACCGACCCCUUCUUCAACUCGGGCCGCGGCUCCGCGCUCACCCGCCGCGGCACCGUCGAGAUGGAGGCCAGCAUCAUGGACGGCCGCGGCCGCCGGUGCGGCGCCGUCUCCGGCGUCUCCACCGUCAAGAACCCUGUCUCUCUGGCGCGCCUCGUCAUGGACAAGUCCCCGCACUCGUACCUCGCCUUCGACGGCGCCGAGGAGUUCGCCCGUGAGCAGGGCCUUGAGACUGUGGACAAUAGCUACUUCAUCACCGAGGACAACGUCGGCAUGCUCAAGCUCGCCAAGGAGGCCAACAGCAUCCUGUUUGAUUACCGGAUUCCGUUGACGGGGACGGACACCUGCAGCGCGCUGGCGGGCGCGGAGAACCACAACGGCAUGGUGAUGAACGGGCUGCCCAUCAGCAUCUACGCGCCGGAGACGGUGGGCUGCGCGGUGGUGGACUCCAACGGCUUCUGCGCCGCGGCUACCUCCACGGGCGGGCUGAUGAACAAGAUGACGGGCCGCAUCGGCGACUCGCCGCUGAUCGGGUCGGGCACGUACGCGUGCGACGUGUGCGCGGUGUCGUGCACGGGCGAGGGCGAGGCCAUCAUCCGGUCCACGCUGGCGCGGGACGUGGCGGCCGUGAUGGAGUACAAGGGCCUCGCCCUGCAGGAGGCCGUGGACUACUGCGUCAAGGAGCGCCUGGACGAGGGGUUCGCGGGCCUCAUCGCCGUGUCCAAGGGCGGCGAGGUGGCGUACGGGUUCAACUGCACCGGCAUGUUCAGGGGAUGUGCCACCGAGGACGGGUUCAUGGAGGUCGGCAUCUGGGAGUGAGCGGAGCUAAGUGCGUGUGGCGCCUGUGGCCAUCCUGCGAUGGCCAUGUGGUUGAUUUCUUCUUAGUCAGGGCCAUGGGUGUUGGUGGGUUAGUAGUUGUUCACUAAUAAGGAUGAUGAUUGUGAUGGUAAUGCCCUGGGAAAUAAUAUUGUGAAAAGUUAUAUGGCUUCUGAAACUAA
Molecule: messenger RNA, 1297 nt
Organism: Phragmites australis (common reed)
Lineage: Eukaryota; Viridiplantae; Streptophyta; Magnoliopsida; Poales; Poaceae
Product: probable isoaspartyl peptidase/L-asparaginase 2
Exons: 3
Coding region: 126-1118 (330 amino acids)
Molecular function (GO): hydrolase activity
Source: RefSeq, a predicted model, not a curated record